Molecule: messenger RNA, 783 nt
Organism: Ilex paraguariensis (yerba mate)
Lineage: Eukaryota; Viridiplantae; Streptophyta; Magnoliopsida; Aquifoliales; Aquifoliaceae
Source: the annotation of a GenBank genome assembly
AUGGCGUGGACGUUAUUUUGGGUUGGCUUAGUACUGGUGGUGAGUGGCAGUGCCAGUGGAGGGAACGUGACAUACGAUGGCAGAUCACUGAUCAUAGACGGGCAACGAAAGCUUUUGUUCUCCGGUUCAAUUCACUAUCCUCGAAGCACCCCUGAUAUGUGGCCUUCAUUGAUCUCCAAAGCCAAAGAAGGUGGAGUAGAUGUGAUCCAGACCUAUGUUUUCUGGAACCUCCAUGAGCCCCAACCUGGGCAGUAUGAUUUCAGUGGAGGGCGUGAUAUAGUAGGGUUCAUCAAGGAAAUACAAGCACAAGGACUAUAUGCAUGCCUUCGGAUUGGACCCUUCAUUGAGGGUGAAUGGACUUAUGGCGGUCUGCCCUUCUGGUUGCAUGAUGUACCAGGCAUCGUUUUCCGAUCAGACAAUGAACCUUUUAAGCUUCACAUGCAAAACUUCACCACCAAAAUAGUCAACAUGAUGAAGGCAGAGGGACUAUAUGCUUCACAAGGAGGUCCAAUCAUACUUUCACAGGUUGAAACAAUUGAAAACGAGUACCAAAAUGUGGAAAAGGCUUUUCGAGAUAAAGGGCCACCUUACGUUCGUUGGGCAGCAGAAAUGGCUGUGGGACUGCAGACGGGUGUGCCAUGGGUGAUGUGCAAGCAAGAUGAUGCUCCUGAUCCAGUGGUAAGUCUCCUGCACUUCAAAUAUGAUGCUCCUGAUCCAGUCACUUCAAAUGACUUUGAUGGAGAUCUGAAUGAAUCCUUGGGGGGGACCAGAAACAGUAGAUGA